Messenger RNA from Bacidia gigantensis, 1203 nucleotides. RefSeq lists its product as uncharacterized. Gene Ontology annotation, biological process: transmembrane transport. NCBI's taxonomy places the organism in Eukaryota, Fungi, Ascomycota, Lecanoromycetes, Lecanorales, Ramalinaceae. Gene Ontology annotation, molecular function: transmembrane transporter activity. The coding region runs from base 1 to 1203 and encodes 400 amino acids. The record is from RefSeq and is a predicted model, not a curated record. The transcript has a single exon.
AUGGUUCGCCCCAGCAUCAAUGACUUUCGCCGUCAACCCUCUGCAAUUCACUACCAAACGUUCCCCACCCCUCCUCCAAAAUCCAAGGGACAACCUCCUUCGAACGCUUCCUCAACAGAUGCAUUGUACCGCCACCAACGAGCGUCCUCUCACGAGUCAGAGGAUGCUUCCCCAUUACCAGUGAAACAAUUGUGUGUCCUGGCAUUUAUCUCGCUCUGUGAGCAGACUGCCUUGAAUAGUAUCGGCCCCUAUCUUCCAAAAAUGGCUUCCACAUUCCCAGAGGUAGGCCCGGGACAGGUUGGCCUCUACGUUGGUACCAUCGCUUCGACGUUCGCUCUUGCCCAAUUCACCACCAAUUUCUUCUGGGGGUGGCUCUCGGAUCAGAUUGGCCGCAAACCCGUCGUUCUGUUGGGAACUCUGAUCACAGCUGCUUGUUUCUUGGCCUUCGGCUUCGUUAGGACCUUAUGGCAGGCGGUAGUAGUGCAAGUGAUCAUGGGCUUGGGCAACGGAAAUCAAGGAGUCGUGAGCACGUGCUUGGGAGAGAUCACGGAUCGAAGUAAUCAGAGUCGUGCCUUCAUAUACCUUCCUAUCAUAUACGGUCUGGGUGGAAUCACAGGGCCCGUGCUGGGUGGCUUGCUCGUAGCUAGGGACGCACAUUUUUCCACCAGAAACCCCUAUCCUUACCUGAGGCCAAAUCUGGUGGCUGUUGGUGUUCUGGUCGUCGACCUAAUUGUCAGCAUGAUAUUUCUCGACGAAAGUCUAGAAGAAGCCAGGAAGCUGCCACCUCUGGGCAAACGAGUGGUCAAUGGCUUCUCGCAGGUGUGGCAAUUUGCAAAAUCGUCAAGGACAAGUCUUGUCAACGCGCCAAAUGGCUCACACAAGCCAUCGUACGGCGAGGAUUCGGCUCUUCUGGGAGACGAUACUGAUUCAGACGCAGACUCAGAAGAGUCGAUUCCAGAAUUUUUACCGCAUCGAAACUCUGAGCAUUCGUCCUCCCAUAUUUUCCGUCGCGAUACUGUCUUAUUGUUAACUACGUACUUGAUUUUUCAGUUCUCAAACAUAUCAUACAACGCUUUAUAUCCUAUCUUCGGGCAAGCAUUGCCCCUCGCGGACGUGAUUUAUCACCUGGAGAAAUCGGAUUCACGCUCGCUUUUGCGGGAGCUGCAACCAUCGUUUUUCAACUCGGAGUUUUUGGGAGAGUGA